This is a messenger RNA of Miscanthus lutarioriparius, 1608 nucleotides long. The record is from the annotation of a GenBank genome assembly. NCBI's taxonomy places the organism in Eukaryota, Viridiplantae, Streptophyta, Magnoliopsida, Poales, Poaceae.
AUGGCCGCCGCCGCCGCCACCAACGGCGCCCUUGCCAUGACCAACGCCACCAACGGCGCCAGGACCAACGGCACUCCUGCCACCAAACCGAACGGCGCCUCCGCCACGGCCUACGGCUCCCCCGCGUCCCACCAUAGCGCGGACGGUGCCGGCGACGGCGUUCCCGUGCCAGGCUCAGGCCGCGACCACAUCGUCAUCUUCCCCUUCAUGGCGAAGGGCCACAUGCUCCCGCUGCUCCACUUCGCGACGGCACUCUCGGCGCAACACGGGAGGAGCAGCCGCCUCCGCGUGACCCUAGUCACCACCCCGGGCAACGUGGCCUUCGCCCGGAGCCGUCUGCCCUCGUCGGUGGAUCUCGUCGCGCUCCCGUUCCCGUCGUUCCCGCCGCUUCCCGCGGGCGUCGAGUCCACCGACGCGCUCCCGUGCCCGUCGCUGCACCUGACGUUCAUGCACGCGACGGGGCUCCUGCGCGGGCCCUUCGCCGAGUUCCUGGAGUCGCUCCCCUCCCCGCCGCUCGCGCUCGUCUCCGACUUCUUCCUCGGGUUCACGCGCCGCGUCGCGGCCGACGCGGGGGUCCGCCGCGUCGUCUUCAACGGCAUGUCCUGCUUCGCCUCCGCGAUCUGCAAGGCGCUCGCCGCGAGCCCGCCGGCCAGCGGCUUCGCGCCCGGGGCCAUGAUCCAGGUGCCCGGCAUGCCGGAACACGUGGUGGUCAGGGCGAAGGAGGUCCCCGACGGGGUCACCAAGAGGGCCGAUCCGGACAACCCGUUCACGCGCUUCUUCAUGGACGAGAUCGGUGACUCGGACGUGCGCAGCUGGGGCGUCCUCAGCAACAGCUUCGCCGCGCUCGACGAGGCCUACGUGCCGGCCUUGGAGUCAUUCUACGAGGUGGGAGCCCGUGCCUGGCUCGUCGGCCCGCUGUUCCUGGCCGCCGCCGGCGUCAUGCCAGACGGCGAGAAGGAGCAAGACCCCGAGGGCUGUCUCUCGUGGCUGGACGAGAGGGCGGCGGCGCAGCCGGGGUCGGUGGUCUACGUUUCGUUCGGGACGCAGGCCCACAUCACGGACGCGCAGCUGGACGAGCUGGUGCACGGGCUGGUCCAGUCCGGCCAUCCCUUCCUCUGGGCUGUCCGAUCUGACACAUGGUCGCCGCCGGUAGACGUGGGGCCCAACGGCCGGAUCGUCCGUGGAUGGGUCCCGCAGAGAAGCGUUCUGGCCCACGAGGCAGUUGGUGGGUUCGUGAGCCACUGCGGGUGGAACUCGGUGAUGGAGAGCCUCGCCGCCGGGAAGCCCAUGCUGGCGUGGCCGAUGAUAGCGGAGCAGCACCUGAACGCAAGGCACGUGGCCAACAUCAUCGGCGUCGGCGUCAGGAUAGCCCUGAAGGCUGGCGCGGACGUCGUUGGGAGCGCGGAGGUGGAGGAGAAGGUCCGGGAGCUGAUGGACGCUGAAUGCAAGUCGGCGAAGCAGAUGCGGGAGAGGGCUGCGUGGGCGCAGCAAGCAGCGAGGUCAGCGGUGAGCCACGGUGGAACUUCGGCCAUGGCUUUGCAGAAGCUUGUGGAAGAGCUACAGGAGACCUAUGAUGACGUCGUAGGCAAAGGUGCAAAUGGUGUUUAG